UGUGGAAUACAAGUGGAAUAGCAUCACACUUGGUGCACGAAGAUGCUUUCUCUUAAAAAUACAUAAAUAAAGCUCGAUAGUUCGUAAUUUGUAAGAAAAUUAUGUCUGGCGGUCUCAUAGAUAAGGUCUACAUAGGCUUGGAUAACGCUCCAGCCGCAUUUGACAUAAAAGGACGUAUUCUUGGACCCAAUGGGACUAACCUUGAGUAUAUAAGAUCAGAGACGGGUGUCGUAGCUGUGUUAAAAAGUGAGAAAUUCGAGCCUUUACAUUUGGCGCUGCACCAUCCGAGGUCUGAGGCUUUGGCAGCUGCUCGGUCGCUCGCGUUGAACCUGAUAGAGACUAUAAGAGCUGAGCUGGCGCAAUGGAGUGCGGCGCAGGCCGGGGGACCGCCGCCAGCACUGAAUGUGCCCCCGCCGACGCUUACGACGACUAGUGCACCGCCGCCUAUACCCCCGCCCGUCGCAAGCGUCGCGCUCUCCACACAGUCAACGCUGACAUCCACAGCCCAUCCGACAGUAAUUCCUCCAGUGGUCAGCGUGGCAGCCAGCACUCCCCUCAUGACGGUCCGGCAACCAACAGUGUUACAGCUCCUUCCACAACAGCAGUAUGUCUUGAAUCAAGAAAAUGGGCAGCUAAUACCUAUAGUACAACCAGGAGUUCAAGUCUCCAAUACAAACUUCACAUCCCUGCCUAUAGCUCAGCCACUGGGCACACUGCAACAGCCUAAUUUUGGAACUCAAAUUGUGGACAUAUCUAAUAUGCAGCCUGUAAAUGUUACACAGUUUCGGUUAAGUGGGGUUCCAUCUUCAAUGUCUAUGAUAUUGCCAAAUGGACUGACAAUUCCUCAAGGUAGUCUAAAUGCUGCGGACACUACAGUCAGCUCUGCAACAUCAACCCCUGUGGUGUGUGCGGCUCCAAGUACAAAUUCAUCACAGAAAAUCUUCUACAGCACAGAGAAAGAUAAAGAAAUCAAGUAUCACAUACAAGGGGCUGAUACUGUACAAUGGACAGUGCCGGGGUCCCAAACUAUGAUACUACCUUAUCAAGCUCUCCAGGAUUUGACAUCAAAUCAAUCAGGGCUAACUAAUUUACAACCACAGCAGUUUGUUUCUAUAGCUCCAGCAGGUGGUCUUCCACAAUCCUUACCACUAUCUGCGGCUCAAUUGCAACAACUGCAAGCCACUGGGACUAUUAUGCAGCUAAAUCAAAAGCCUUUAGUAAGCAGUGCCUCGCUAAUAAAUAUAAUAUCAACCGGACAAGCAUCUUCGCCACAGAUUAUAUCAAGUUCAAAUCCUAAGAAUGUGAGUGGACAAGAGGGUAGAGGACAAAAACGGCUCUCUGAUGGCACUCCAAGCCAAUUGCAACUACGCCCUAUUGCUCCAGCGGGGUCGCAUGUAAGCCAGGACAAGAGUUCCACGCGAGAAUCAAGAUCGUGGACUCCGGCAUCAGAACAUACACCUGAAACAACCACAGUUUGGACUCCACACUACAUGAGAGCAAUGCGUAGGGACAAUACUGUGGUCAGUAUGGGAAUGAAGAUCAAUCCUGCUCAUGGCACAAUCAUCCAUGUGUCUUCAGGGCAGCAGACCAAUGUGUCAGCAUCAGGAAUGACGCAAGACGGCACGGGAAUGUACAUCCGGCAAAUAGACCGGAACGCGAUACAGAUCCAAUCCAGCAAGGACGGACUCAAGCAAGAACUGACCGCAAACAAAGUACAAAGCACGGCGCAGAACGUCCAGAUGAUCACCGUCCCGCAAGGCAUGACCGUCCUGCAGAAUCCUUUGAACAUAAGCCAAAUGCCCGUCCUAGGGCAGCAUAACAGUCAAGUCUACAUGAUACCCGCAAACCAUCCCAAUUUAGUCCAAGGAGGAUUACCCCCAGGAUUAUUAGGCCAGCAAGUCUUACAACCCGGACAAAACGUAACCGUCAUGCAACCCAACCAACUGGGCAUGCCCGGAGGGGUCCAAUACAACGUUCCUAUCAUGCCAAUGAAUGUUCCACCGAAUUCCCAAUACAUGCACGGAGGGAUCAAUCUGAACACGCAGCUAUCCGCGCAGCAAUUGAACGCAGCUUUAGCGGGGCAGCAACUAACGAAUCCUAACUUGGGAACUAUACCGAUAGUCCAAGCCCCGCCCCCCUCGUCGCCAAUGUCGAACCCACCACAAAUACCGAUAACCCAACCGCCGCCAGUACAGCAAAUAGUCCCACAAAAUUCAUUCGUGACGCCAAUGUCGCAGUGCGCUGCAAUGCCGCCACAGUACAUGGUGCCACCUAAUUCUGGAACAUUAACAGUACCAGGUAGUAAUCCUAAUGUUCCUAACGUCCAGUACAACAUGCAGACAAGUCAGAACACAAACAGUGCCAAUAACGGUAACGGACAGACCAAUACAACAAGUGAAACUGAUACUUCCAAUACAGCGACAAAUCAAACUAACUACAUCACGUCAUCGUCACAAGACAAUAAUGGAUAUUUGCCAGCGCAGGCGACGCAAAAUAACGGGCAGCAGAGUUUCACGGCGGAUGGAAGUAGUCCGCAGACUGCAAGCUUCACUCCGAGCCAGCCUGUCACGCAACCCAACUACGGAACGAAUGGUAAUCAGAACGGGUCGUACGCGACCCAAACGACAACGACGCAGCCGCCAACAGGGUACAAUCCCACCAACGGAUCCAGCCAAACAUCCGCUCAGAACUACGGAAACGGGGCCGCUUCUAACUCCCAAAAUACAUCGCAAACAAAUUUCUCGCCGUCAUCGACUCCAGCUCCUAACCAGUCGUAUCCUAGCAUGCCUAACGUAGCGUACCCGCCAACUCAAAACCCUCAGAAUCCGUACCCGAACGCGACUGGUCAGAACAUGGCAGCUUAUGCGAACAACCAGUACCAAUACACGAGUAGGCCGUGGUUCAGGCCGCGGUACGGGUCUCCUCAGGGGUCCCCAUACAACUCCGGGGGAGUCCCACCGAAUGGCCCGCCCAUGCCAGUACCUCCUCCUUCAGGCAACUAUAAUUAUUGGCAGGACAGCUGACUGGAGGAGUAAUUUUAGAGUUAUUAAAGCUCUAGCUUUAUUUUAAUAAAGCUGUUUUUCCUCUAUGAUAUCUGGACCUCGAAGAUUGAAUAAUGAAUGCAUAGAUGGGAAGAUGCGAUAUGUACCUACCUCUAAUAUUUAACUUACCUUUAUAGUUUCGAUUCUCUUCCUUCUUAAUUCAUAGUUUAAGGUCUCAUCCUGUUUUUCUGUUGUAAUUUCCCAUGGCUACUACUAGAUACUUUUGUACUUACUUUACCUGUAUCAUCUUCCAUCAUGCCCACUUAUUAGAUGCUUUACUUAGGUUGUAAGAUAGAAAUAAGAGAGAUAGUGGUGCUAAUUUCUGUAGACACCAUCUAAUUUUAAGUUAUACCUAUCAUUUUCUUAUCCGCCGAAAAGGAAGGGAUUGACGACUGUUAAUUUUAAAAUAAAUGAAUGAAUGAAUAUACCGGGCGAAUUAAAUAGGCAUCUCGCUGAUAUGCAACCCGUUUGAUGUGUACUGUCAAUUUAAGUCUCUCAUUUUUUCAUUUUUCAUUAGCCAAUGUAAAAUUUUUAGAGGGUGUUUUAGAUUUCUGCCUAAAAUUGACGUGACGUACAUUUUAUGGUUGUAGAUUACCCGUACCUUUCUUUUUAGGCGGAUAAGAAAAUGACAGGUAUAACUUAAAAUUAUACGGUGUCUACUUGAAUUGGCACCAUUUUAUAAUUAUAAAUAACAAAUUACAUUUAUGAAAUGUAUAAAGAAAACUAUUAUGAAAUACAAUGACCAUUACUGUAA
Messenger RNA from Pectinophora gossypiella (pink bollworm), 3795 nucleotides. RefSeq names its product myb-like protein U. The coding region runs from base 102 to 3023 and encodes 973 amino acids. Lineage: Eukaryota; Metazoa; Arthropoda; Insecta; Lepidoptera; Gelechiidae. The record is from RefSeq and is a predicted model, not a curated record. The transcript has 9 exons. Gene Ontology annotation, cellular component: nucleus. Gene Ontology annotation, molecular function: RNA binding.